AAGUUCCCGUUAAUAUUACGAGGAAGUAAAUAUUACGGAUGAUCGGGAGAGGUACACCUGGAAUUUAAUGAAUGGCAUAAGUCGUGGUUCCCACUUUUAAAUGCCCAAAGUGUUGCAGUUGCAUAGCACCCAAGUCAGCCCUGAGCAAAUACCUGUGUUGAUAAUGAAUCCUGCCUCUCCUUUUGCUAUUUUCUCUCUGUACCGACAAAUGAUUCGUAAAGCAAGGACACUUUCUUACACUGACAAGAACUUUUAUCUGCAUAGAAUUCGAAAGGAAUUUGAUAAGAACAAAUCUAUCACUGAUCCUCAUGAGCUACAGCGCUCUCUUGAGAAGGGCAAAGCAUUUUUGCGUCGUGACAGACUUCUGUGAGGGAAUCCAGUAAAAGAAAUAUUGAUUAAUUUGGAAAUAGUCUUUCUAAAUAUUUUCCUCCUUAGCUGAAGCAACCUUUACUGGAAAAUGUUAGCAACAAAACUAUUGGGUGAUUUGGUUUUAUCUUCUCACCCAUCCCACCAUCACUCAAUAAUUUUAAACCAAACAAUUGCAAAAUUCUCUCUACUGAUACAUAGAUGCCUAUGAGCUCUUAAGUUCAAUUUUAGUUCAUCCAUGUGAUAUAAAUAUAUAUCAUCAUCGUCAUAUAUACACACACACACACAUAUAUAUAUAUGCAUGUAUAUACAUAUAUAUGUAUAUGUGUUCAUGUGUAUAUGAUGAUGAUGAUGUACAUAUUUAUGUAUAUGAUAUACGCACUUGUUAACUAGGCAUUAACAUUUUAGUUCAUCUAAAAUAUUUAACUGCAAAAAUGGUUUGAACUGUGUUAAACUCUAAUUUGCAUAAAAGUGCAUAUGAUGGUAACAUAGAUGAGUAAUUAAUAGUGCACUACUAAAAAUAAUUGAAGUAAUUACUUGACUAACUGAUUUAGUUGAGUCUUAGUUUGUAUACCAUAAAUAGCCAUAAGCUACACAUUUCUCUCUGGACAGAGGAUGGGUACUCUACCUCUGGUGAAGGUCACUGACAACUAAAAACUAGUCAAUCUAGCUUCUGUUGCCCAAGGUGAGAUAAAACUUGUGUAACUAUUUUGUCAUUUUUCACAAGACUAAAAUUGUGUUUAUUUAAAAAAAGGCAUACAUAUUCAUCAUCAUCAUUGUACAUCCGCUUUCCAUGCUGGCAUGGGUUGGAUGGGUUGCCAUAGCCAUUUCUUAUUGGGAGCCGCUAACUUACAUAGACUGGUGUUUGCACACGGCACUGGCUUGCUUUCUGUGGCUGAAUGCUCUUCAUUUCAGUAACUACUUUAGGGAGUGUUAGGGUUAGGAUUACGUUAGAGAAGUUGAAAGAAAGACCUUGGAACCUUUCACAUUCUCCUUUCAUUUGCUAACCAGUGUACUCUCAAUUAAUUAAGGAGUAAUUAAAGACAAAAUCUUUCUGCCUUGAUGUAUGUGUGUGUUUGUCACUAUCUCUUUAUCUAGCCAUCUUUCAGCUCGACUUUAAUAUUUAAUUAAGCACUUAUCAGUUAUGACUGUACUCCUGGUGCUACCUCUGUAUGAUGCGACAAAGAGCUGAAUAAUUUUUACUGAGUUAGGGAAAUCUAAAUUGUUGUGGUUUGGAAUAUAUAUAUAUAAUAAACCAAUGUGCCUUCCUAAUUGUCACUGAUAGGUGAAAGUUACUGGUAACUUCAACAGAGCCUUGAAAGAAUGUUCACAUAGCAAGGCUGUUGUGAAGACCAGCACGGUUUUUUUUGAUGGUUGUGAAUUUUGUGCCAGAGCAAUGAGUCUGUAUGUUUGAGUUUCUGCUUACAAUAGAAUCUAGGGAUAGAAAAUCAACAGUAAUUAUGAAAAAAUAUUUCUAACCUGUUUAGUAAAAAUUAAAUGUUAAGAUUCCGUUAAAGUGAUCCAGAUAUUGUUAUUACAGAGAUUUCAUGUCCAAGAUUUUGAAACCAUAUUUGACAAACUUAUGAUUCAAAUGAUGUUGAUACUUUUUUUUUCUGUUUUUACAUAGCUGUAUGCUCCUGGGGUUUUGAUAAAGGACUUUUUUGGAAGUAAGAUUUUGAUUUUGGUUAGAGUUGUUUUUUAAAAUAUUGACUUUCUCUAAGAGAACUCUUUAAACUGUCUGUGAUAUUUCUAAUACACUACCUAGGUGUUUGAAUUCAUAUUAGAAAUAAUCAUGAACUUGGUGGGAUUUAGUGAAAUAGCUAACUUUAUCAAGAAGGUAGUGCCAGGAUUAUAGCAAAAGAUUCUUAAAUUUAAAUCAACAAAAAAUUCUUAAAUUUAAAUCAUGGCAAGAAGUUUAAAAUUUAAUAUGAACACUUUUAAAAAGGAAAUAUAUAAGACCUAGUAGUUGUUACAACUGAGUUUAAAUCAAAGGGUUAAGCAGAAUCUCAUGUGGCGACCCAGCAAUAAAUGAUGUUACAGUUUUGAACUUCUCACUUAAUCCUGUCUUUUUUUUUUUGUUCUAACCAGCACAAGCCUUAAUCUUUUGAAAUAAAAUAACUCUAUUAUCAAUUUCA
Molecule: messenger RNA, 2501 nt
Organism: Octopus sinensis (East Asian common octopus)
Lineage: Eukaryota; Metazoa; Mollusca; Cephalopoda; Octopoda; Octopodidae
Product: MIEF1 upstream open reading frame protein
Exons: 3
Coding region: 101-370 (89 amino acids)
Source: RefSeq, a predicted model, not a curated record